Molecule: messenger RNA, 1541 nt
Organism: Nicotiana tabacum (common tobacco)
Lineage: Eukaryota; Viridiplantae; Streptophyta; Magnoliopsida; Solanales; Solanaceae
Cellular component (GO): cytosol
Molecular function (GO): magnesium ion binding; holo-[acyl-carrier-protein] synthase activity
Source: RefSeq, a predicted model, not a curated record
UAAAAAAAUUGAAAGAGCUUCAAAAAAUAGAUCUGGAAAGCCAAAACAAAAAGUUCCAAAAUCAGAAGAAAGUUAGGAUUUGAAGAGGAUUUCUAAAGCAAUUUCGUCUGUUGUUGAUCAUUCGGCAUUCUCUGGGUUUAAGAGGUCGAUUUAAACUCCAAUUUUUGUUGGACUUCUGCUGCUCAUUGCUGAAUCUGCGUGUCGAGCUCCAUCUGUUGUGCUUCACCUUUAUUCGACAUUUAGUUGUUCGUUUUACCUUCAGUAGAAAAAUUCAUCUAUGCAACGUGGGUUUUACAGAAUGCGGUUGAAUUGCUGCACUGAUAUUAAAUUCUUCAGUUCUUCAACCCCUUUGGCUCCUAUUCCACUCCCUUCUCCAAAGGAAACACAUCUUUGGUAUGUAAUACCAAAUGAAGUGAAGGGUGAAUCUCUUCUGAACAAAUAUAUGGAAAUUCUACCACCUUGUGAGAAAGAACAUGUGUCUAGUAUGCGUGGAGAUGAGCUGAGAAAAAGUGCUUUACUCGCUCGUACGCUGGUUAGAACCACCAUUGCAAGAUAUCAGAUAAAUUCUUCGAUCCAGCCCAGAUCCCUCAAGUUUAGGAAGAGCAUUCAUGGGAAGCCUGAGGUAGAUUGGCAACACUGUGAUCAUUGUGAGCCUCCUCCUUUGCAUUUCAACAUCUCACAUACAUCAUCUCUGAUAGCUUGUGGCGUGACAAUAAAUUCUCCUAUUGGUAUUGAUGUGGAAGCAAAGCAAAGGCCUGUAAAGCACAAUGUUUUGACUUUAGCUAGAAGAUACUUCACUGAACAUGAACUUCACGUGUUGACUGCUAUUAAAGAUCCCCAUCUUCAGCAUCAGGAGUUUAUCAAAUUAUGGACACUAAAGGAGGCAUAUGUGAAAGCAUUGGGGGGAGGUUUCUCAGGUGCACCUUUCAAGACGUUUACAGUUCGUUUUGGGAGUGCAAUUGGAGAAAGCCCUCACCUCUCUCGAAAUUCAAAUACCGAGGCAUCUGAAAUAUCAGUGGAUAUGUUUGACGAUCCCAGUGAUCUAACAAGCAAUUGGCAGUUUAUGCUCCUGGAGUUGGCCGGUUCUCAUUAUGCUGCCAUUUGCACAGAAAAAGAUGUCACAAGUGAAGGUAAUAAGAAUGGUCCUAUGAAGUUAACAGUAUGGAAGACAAUUCCAUUUGUUGAAGACAAGUGUGUUUCUGGAACAGAGGCAGUUCGUGUACUUUGUGGCUUUAGAUAAUACAUAUUACAUGCUGCUUGCUCUGUUUCAGUCUUGAAGCAGCCAUUCGACUGAAAAAUUCCUUCCGUGCGCUGGAUGUCUAACAUAUUGAGUCCAGUUCGUGUACUGUGUCUUCUUUUGUGGGUAGCAGUUGUGUUAUGACAUGACAACUGUAUAUUGGCGCUAAUGUUCUUUCAGUUAGUAUUUGUUGAAAGCAAAGUGAUCACGUCCUCUGAAAUUGGUGAUUUUUUUCCUUUUUGUUAUAACAGUUGUGUCUGGACUAGCUUGCUCGCACAUCAACUAAUUCAUUGGUUAUCUGUCA